Molecule: messenger RNA, 789 nt
Organism: Phytophthora infestans T30-4
Lineage: Eukaryota; Oomycota; Peronosporomycetes; Peronosporales; Peronosporaceae
Exons: 2
Coding region: 1-789 (262 amino acids)
Source: RefSeq, a predicted model, not a curated record
AUGACGGAGCUUUCUUCUGUAGUGUCGAAGCCGCGGUGGACAGCACGCGACUCCAUGUGCUUAGGGCUCGCGGCGUUUGUGGCGAUCAAUGUGCUCAUGUGUCUGUGGGUGGCCGUGACGUCCAUGUCGACAGCUCGUCGUCAAGCUUCUGCAGUUUUUUUCGCGCUGGAAAACGCUUCAGCAAUCUCGUUUAACCUGACGCUGCAGACGACUGCGAGUGCUACGGAGCGACUCAAUGUCACCGGAAGUCUACGGCCUCGUCUCUCGGAGUGCUCGCACAGACUUCAUUUCGAUGGACGCAUGGUGGUGACUACCGCGAAUGAGAGCGAGCUGUUCGUACUGAGAAAUCAUCGCGGAUAUCGCCGCUCGUUAAGCACAAGCAACGCGAGCGCAACGUGUUUAACGACGCGGGACAUCCCACCGCUGCAUGCACUAAAGGACACUGUACACAGCGCGUUCCGACCGGAGCUAUACUCGGAAUUCGACGUACAUUGCAAGCCGCUACAGUUCACGUUUUUUGACACGCCGUUCGUGCCGACAGAUCCGGUGCUGGUGAUCCACGGCAAGCGAUCAGCGUUGGAGCUCACGGUGCUGUCGGACUCGGCAGAGUCACCGGUUGAACCGUUUGGACAGCUCGAGCAGUGCGAGUAUCUUCAGGCGCCCAUGACUUCGGGUGAAGUUUGCUCGAUUCAGCCGAGACGGUGCUUUGGUCCACACAUCGAUGCUUGCAAGAAGAGAGAGGAUUCAUGCGGCGUGCAGAGAGAUGACAAGGUGAACAAGUGCAAGUAA